AUGGCGGAGUUGGUGGCUGGAGCGUUUCUCUCCUCUUUCCUUCAGGUGGCAUUUGAGAGAUUGGCUUCUCAUGACUUUCUCGACUAUUUUCGUGGCAGAAAGCUCGAUCAUGACUUACUGACAAAAUUGCGUGUCAUCCUUAUUUCUGUGGACAAAAUUGUUGAAGAUGCAGAGGAAAGGCAAUACAGAGACCAUCGCGUGAAGCAGUGGCUUGAGGAGCUCAAAGAUGAAGUCUUUAAGGCUCAAGACUUGCUAGAUGACAUAGCUACAGAGGCAUCGCGACAGAAGCUGGAUGCUGAAUCGCAAAGUACUACUGUUAUCCGCAAGGUACGAGGCUUCUUUACUCCUCUUGUUAGUCAAAAUCAGUUUGACAAAAAGAUAGAGUCGGGGAUCAAAGAAGUGCUCAGCAACCUAGAGAAUCUUAUGAAGCAAAAUAAGAUAUUGGGAUUAAGAGAAGGGCCAUCUGUUGGUAAUCAGUCGGGAGUGAUGAGCAGGAAAGUAUGGAAAAGAUUGCCUUCAACACAUUUGAUAGAUGAAUCCGAAAUAUAUGGUAGAGAUGCUAAUAAAGAGAGGAUUGUAGAGAUUUUAUUGUCACAGAACAUAGGAUGCAGGAAUCAAUUGCCUAUGGAUGUGAUUGCCGUCACUGGUAUGGGCGGGAUGGGUAAGACAACCCUUGCACGACUUGUUUAUGAAGAUCCAAGGAUGAAGGAUCAUUUUCAACAUAAAGCUUGGGUGUGUGUUUCUGAAGAAUAUGAUGUUGAUCACCUCACAAAAGCAAUUCUUGAGUCACUUGACUGUCCAACUAAACAAGAUUUUCACGUAAAUCAGUCUAAACUAGAAGAGACAUUGAUGGGCAAGAAAUUCUUUCUCGUUCUUGAUGAUGUCUGGAAUCAGAAUUGUCAAAUUUGGGAGGUUUUCACAGCUCCCUUGAGACAAGUAGCACCCCAGAGUAAGAUUCUUAUUACAACCCGUAACAAGACGGUAGCAGAAGUCAUGUGUUGUGCCUUCACAUAUCCUUUGAAGCCACUACAAGGUGGAGAUUGUUGGAAUUUAUUUGGAAAAUAUGCAUUUAACAACCAACCUGAUGCUGCAGGUCAAGAUCUUGUACAAAUCGGUAGAGAAAUCAUAAAGAAAUGUGGAGGAUUGCCUUUAGCACUAAAAACACUGGGAAGUUUGUUGCAUAUAAAACUCUCUUUUCAACACUGGAAUAAGAUUUUGAAAAGUGAGCUUUGGACAUUGUCACAAGAUCGUUGCAAUAUUAUUCCAUCUUUAGGAUUGAGUUACCAUUAUCUACCUUCAAAUUUGAAGCAUUGUUUUGCAUAUUGCUCAAUCUUUCCCAAAGAUUAUGACAUAGACAAGAAUGACCUAAUCCAAUUAUGGAUGGCAGAUGGUUUAAUACAUCCAACUCAAAGAAGUACGAGCCUUGAAGAAGCGGGUGAUGAAAUUUUCAAAGAUCUAGAGUCCAGGUCUUUUUUUGAGCCAUCAAAAAAAGGUGGCGAUUAUUUCAUCAUGCAUGAUCUUCUAAAUGACUUAGCAAAAUCCGUGGCAGGAGAGUUUUUUGUGUGUCUUGAGGCUGCUCAAGCACGAGAUAUGUCAACGAAGACUCGCUACUUUUCAUAUACAAGAUGCAAAAGUGAUGAUCUUGAGAUUUUUGACAAAGUUUUCAAAUGCCACCAAUUACGCAGUUUCUUCCUAUUGGAUGUCUUCAAUCAUAGCAUUGGUGAUGAUAUAAUGUCCAAGCUUUGUCGUCUCAAGUACAUACGACAAUUAUCUUUGAAGGGAUCUCGAAAUUUCAGAAACUUGAUAGAUGGUAUCGGCAAUUUAAAGCACUUGCAUUAUUUGGAUCUUUCUGGGACUUCAGUUAAGAAAUUGCCAAAUUCAUUGUGCUCGUUGAUUAAUAUACAAACAUUGAAAUUAAGAGGUUGUGAUCGUUUGACUAAGUUGCCAUCAAAUUUCUAUAAACUCAUUAACUUGCGUCAUCUUGACUUGGAAGAUUGUGCCAUAAGGAAGAUGCCCAAAUAUAUGGGAAAGUUAAAUCAGCUCCAAACAAUGAAUAACUUUGUUGUGGCAAAGAAAGGAGGAUCAAAUAUAAAAGAAUUAGGAGCCUUGAACCACUUAACAGGCUCACUAGCCAUCUCGAAUAUGGAGGACAUAAGUGAUCCUGCAGAUAUGAGGGAGGCCAAUUUGAAAGAAAAGAAAUUGAAUAAAUUGAUGUUGUGGUAUCGGCAAAAUAGCUAUAGUCUUGAAGAGGCACAACGCCAGGAGCACAUAUUGGAAGCUAUUGAACCAAAUCAGAGUGUGAAAGAGCUCGCUGUUUAUGUAUACAAAGGUAACAAAUUUCCAAAGUGGCUUCUUGGUGUUGCACAUUUUCUACCCAAUUUAGUGUCUUUAUCUUUACAGAGUUGCUUCUAUUGUGUGAGCUUACCACCACUUGGCCAACUAACUUCCCUCCAGCAACUCUUGAUUGGAAGAAUUGAUGGAGUAAAGGUGAUAGGUGAAGAGUUCUAUGGGAAUGGCUCCUUAAUUGCUCAACCAUUUCCUUCCCUCUUAUAUUUGAACUUUUUUGGUAUGAGAGAAUGGGAAGAAUGGGAUACAUGUUAUGAGGGUGAAAGUUUUCCACGCCUUAAACAGCUUUGUAUACACGGAUGUCCUAGACUGACAAAGUCUUUGCCUCAACACCUUCCUUGUCUAAAAACACUAGACAUUUUGGAAUGUGGGAAUUUGGAGGCCACGCUUCCCAAGUCCUCUUCCAUGGAGAAGCUACAUUUACAAGAUUGUAAGAAGAUAUCAGCAAAAGACAUGCCCACAUGGAGCAUCUCAGACGUACUUCCACCUCUCCAUGACUUGUCUUUAUGGCAUUGUCCAGCAAUGGAAUCUCUUCCCCAUGGAGGUAUGCUUUCCAACCUACAACGUCUUUCAAUCAGUUGGUGUUCCAAGCUCAUUGCGUGUGGUGGGGAUGGGGGUUUGCAUGAGUUGUUGUCUUUGAAACAACUUGAUAUUACUGAUGACGUCAUGGAGUGGUUCCCUGAAGAAGAGGGAUUGUUGCCGCCCAAUCUCCAAUCUCUUUCAUUCUUGCAUUGUACCAAUUUGAGAAGAAUAAACCAUAGGGGUCUUGUGCACCUCCGUUCUCUCACUUCCUUAUCAUUUUACUAUUGCCCUCGCAUGAGUUAUGAAGGCAUGCCAGGAGAAGAUGCUUUACCUCCAUCCCUUUCUCGCGUAACUAUUAAUGGUGAAUGUUGUUUGCUUAAGGAGAGUUGUGAAGAGGAGGAAGGACCCGAUUGGACUAAAAUUGCUCACAUCCUUCAUAUGACCAUUUGCUGA
This is a messenger RNA of Neltuma alba, 3321 nucleotides long. RefSeq names its product putative disease resistance RPP13-like protein 1. Gene Ontology annotation, molecular function: ADP binding. NCBI's taxonomy places the organism in Eukaryota, Viridiplantae, Streptophyta, Magnoliopsida, Fabales, Fabaceae. The transcript has a single exon. The coding region runs from base 1 to 3321 and encodes 1106 amino acids. The record is from RefSeq and is a predicted model, not a curated record.